This is a messenger RNA of Trifolium pratense (red clover), 1726 nucleotides long. Its product is annotated as probable aminotransferase TAT2. The record is from RefSeq and is a predicted model, not a curated record. The coding region runs from base 270 to 1523 and encodes 417 amino acids. Lineage: Eukaryota; Viridiplantae; Streptophyta; Magnoliopsida; Fabales; Fabaceae. Gene Ontology annotation, biological process: biosynthetic process; amino acid metabolic process. The transcript has 7 exons. Gene Ontology annotation, molecular function: pyridoxal phosphate binding; transaminase activity.
AUAUUUUGUUAAGAAUUUACAAAAAGUCUAAAAUAAAUUAGGCAGUAGCAUUUUACAAUAGACUAGAGAGUAUUAGACUCUUAACAACUAUAACAAACUGCCAAAGUUUUGUUCUCAUGUGCAGGACAACAACGUAACGUGUGGUCUUGAAGUAACCAAACUGUAAAUUCAGAACUGCCCAGUGCCCACAUCAUUAUUUUUUAUGUACAUAUAUACGACAGAGAGGUACGUACCCAACUCAAAAAACAAAAUAGGUUAGAGGAGAGAACAUGGAAAGUGUUGUUGUUGGAACAAUGAACCAUGAAUACAAAGCAACUUCCACCAUCACAAUUAAGGGUAUUCUAAGUCUUCUAGUGGAAAGUGUCGGUGAAAAUAAAGAUGAAAGCAAGAGUGUUAUUUCUCUUGGAAUGGGUGACCCAACUCUCUCCACUUUCUUCCCUAACACUAAGGUUGCUGAAGAAGCUGUUGCUGAUGCACUUCAUUCUGGCAACUUUCAUGGCUAUGCCCCCACUGCUGGUCUUCUUCAGGCCAGAAAUGCAAUUGCCAAAUAUCUGUCUAAUGAACUCCCUUACGAGCUAUCAUCGGAUGAUGUUUUUAUAACCUGUGGAUGCACACAAGCCAUUGAUGUUUCAGUUGCAUUGCUAGCUCGUCCUGGCGCAAAUAUCUUGCUUCCAAGACCCGGCUUCCCAAUAUAUGAACUUUGUGCUGCAUUUAGACAAGUUGAAGUGAGGCAUUAUGAUCUGUUGCCAGAAAAGGGUUGGGAGGUUGAUUUAGAUGCUAUUGAAGCCCUCGCAGAUCAGAACACAGUCGCAUUAGUGAUUAUAAACCCUGGGAAUCCUUGUGGAAAUGUAUACACUUACCAUCAUUUGGAGAAGAUUGCAAAAACAGCAAAAAGGCUUGGAACAAUUGUGAUUGCUGAUGAAGUUUACGGUCACCUUGCAUUUGGGGAUAAUCCUUUUGUGCCUAUGGGAGUUUUUGGGUCUAUUGUUCCUGUUCUAACUCUUGGAUCCUUGUCUAAGAGAUGGAUAGUACCUGGAUGGAGGUUGGGUUGGUUUGUGACAAAUGACCCAUCUGGUACUUUUAGAAAACCAAAGGUAGUUGAGCGCAUCAAAAAGUAUUUUGAUCUAUUAGGUGGCCCGGCUACCUUCAUUCAGGCGGCUGUACCUCGCAUAAUUACACAGACAGAAGAAGUUUUCUUCAGAAAAACGAUCGACAAUUUGAGGCAUACCGCAGAUAUAUGUUGCCAAGAGAUUGAAGACAUUCCAUGCAUUUCUUCCCCUUGCAAACCACAAGGAUCCAUGGCUAUGAUGGUGGAACUAAAUCUUUCGCUUCUGGAAGAUAUUAGCGAUGAUAUUGAUUUCUGUUUCAAACUUGCAAAGGAGGAAUCUGUUAUCAUUCUUCCAGGAACUGCAGUAGGGCUAAAGGAUUGGAUUCGUAUCACUUUUGCUGCUGAUCCAUCUGCUCUCAGAGAGGGUAUGCAAAGGAUAAAAUCUUUCUAUCAAAGACACGCGACAAAACAAUAAAGAAAACAAUGGCGAAUAAACAAAUAUGCAUUUUCUAGCACUUGGACUCUGUCUCCUGCUAAAGAUGGUUUCAUUCUUUUUUACCACACUCACAGCAAAGGAAGAUUAGCUUGUAUUAAUGUAAUUUUUUUCAAUACUGCAUACAGUCUAAAUAAAAAUAAACAUUGCAAUAUCAGAAAUAAAUAAAUCCUCUUCAUAGUGAA